UAAUGUUGCCGCGAAAUUUGAGGAUCGAUCGCGUAGCGGUAGAUUAAAAUUAUUAUUUAUAAUACGUUUUUACAUCAAAUGCGUCGUAAAUAUCUUACGAAAUUUAUUAAACAAUUAGGUACAAAUGUAAUAUAAUAGCAAGUAAGAGGGAUAUUCAAGACUGUCUCGUUAUAAAAUAGAUUUUUUAGUAAAGAUUAUUAAUUACUUUAAAGUGCGGAUUUUUUCGUAAAAUUCGUACGGAUUUUCCGGUCAAUCCAAUAAUUAAAGGGCAUAGUUUCUAAUCUUAUGAUAUAAACUUCAAUGAUAAUAACGCCCGAAAAUGAGGUGCGCGAGCACUUAACCUGAAAUUUGGACUCAUUUGAGUUUGUCGAGCCCGGUUCGUUUUGCUUAAGGCGUUGUACAUGAAAAGAUUUUAAGUUAACUGUAACGUCGUAAACGAACUGACCAAUCGUAGUCAAACAUAUUUACUUACGCUUGACUGUAAUUGGUCGAUUUGCUUAUUACGAGUAAAAGGUUUUUACGUGGAAUGAGCUUUAGCAUGGAUCCGUCGGUAUUAUAAACGAGAGGACACAUAAACCCAACGGAGUAAAAUACUCGUAAAAUAUUCCUUCAAUCCUUCUUAUUGCAAAGAUUUAACGGUGUAGAUAUCUUCAUUGACAAAAUCAUGAAUACAACUUCAAAGCCUUCAGUCGCACCGUCUGUGCAGGAAUUUAGUAUUAGAGUUCCAAAAAACAGCAAGAAGAAGCACAACGUCAUGAGAUUUAACGCAACGUUAAAUGUAGAUUUCACAAAGUGGUCGCAAGUGAAAAUGGAGCGAGAAAACAACAUGAAGGAGUACAAAGGUCUGGAAGAGGAGAUGCCAAAAUUUGGCGCAGGAUCCGAGUUUGGGCGAGACGCCAGAGAGGAGGCGAGAAGAAAGAAAUAUGGCAUUACUAGUAGGAAGUACAAGCCUGAGGAUCAACCGUGGAUCUUGAAGUCGGGAGGAAAGACUGGAAAGAAAUUCAAGGGCAUACGAGAGGGAGGAAUAAGUGAAAACGCAGCGUAUUACGUAUUUACUCAUGCUGCCGAUGGUGCUAUAGAGGCUUUCCCCUUGCACGAAUGGUAUAAUUUCCAGCCAAUUCAGAGGUACAAAGCCCUCAGUGCUGAAGAGGCAGAGCAGGAGUUUAGCCGUAGGAACAGAGUGAUGAAUUAUUUCUCAUUGAUGUUACGCAAGAGAUUAAGGAACGAUGAAGAUGGUGCGGAUGACGAGGAUUUAGUGGAAGGUGGUAAAAGCAAGAGGCCAGGUAAGAAAGAAAAGGAACUAAAAAUAUCAGAGAUGGACGAGUGGAUGGAUAGCGAUGAUGAUGAAUCGGACAGCGAUGAGGAAGAAAAGAAAGGAGGAUCUGAAGAUGAAGAUGACAAAAAAGAAAAGAAAAAGAAAAGCAAAGUUCAGUUGCAAAAAAAGAAAAAGAAGAAAAAUGCCUCAGACGACGAGGCGUUUGAAGAGAGCGAUGACGGUGACGAGGAGGGCAGAGAGUGCGAUUAUAUUUCUGAUUCCUCCGACUCGGAGAUGGAAGCGGAAGAACAGCAAAAGGAAAUCAAGUCUGUCGCAGAGGAGGAUGCGCUGAGAAAACUACUCGCGUCUGACGAAGAAGAAGACGACGAGGAAGAAACAGAUAAGAAGGAGGGCGAGGAAGACAAAGACGAAGACGACGAGGGAAAAGAGAAGGAUGAUAAGGAUAAAGACAAACUCGGUAAAGAAGCGGAUAAGAGGAAAGAGAAGAAGAAGAAGAAGAAAGCUAAAAAGAAGGAUCAAAAGAAGUCGGCAUCGGGGAAAGAUUCCUCCAGCGAUUUCUCCAGCGAUUCAGAGUCGGAUUCGGACACGACGCUGAGAGAGAAGGAUAACAAGAAGUCUAAUAGCGCGCACAGUUCGAGAUCCGCGACGCCGACACCGGCAGCGGGGGUUUCGGACUCCCUCAAAAAGAAGCGGUCCGGAUCCCCGGAUUUGUCGCAAGCGAAGAAACUAAAGCUGGAUAACUUCAAUUUGGUUCCGGUAACGUCGUACAUACCGGGAGCAAGCGAAUCGGGAAUCACGGAGGAUGCGGUGAGGCGUUAUCUGAUGCGCAAGCCUAUGACAACAACAGAGCUGUUGCAAAAGUUCAAAUCUAAAAAAACCGGCCUCACGUCCGAGCAGCUCGUCAAUAUUAUGACUCAGAUACUGAAGAAGAUAAACCCAACUAAACAGACUAUAAAAAACAAAAUGUACCUAUCAAUCAAAGCACAGUCCAAUUAAUCGUACAUCGUUCGAACGGCAUCAGAACGAAUACGGUUGUUCUCAAUCAAGCGACUGCGUCCAAAAUUCUUAGCGUUAUUGAUCUUCAUGACUGUACUCCUUUAUACAACUGUAAAUACACUGUAAGUAUACAACGGAGAUAUCCACGUAUUAAAAUGUUGUGAGA
Ooceraea biroi (clonal raider ant) is the source of this 2438-nucleotide messenger RNA. RefSeq names its product transcription factor IIFalpha (gene TfIIFalpha). Lineage: Eukaryota; Metazoa; Arthropoda; Insecta; Hymenoptera; Formicidae. Gene Ontology annotation, biological process: transcription initiation at RNA polymerase II promoter; positive regulation of transcription elongation by RNA polymerase II. Gene Ontology annotation, cellular component: transcription factor TFIIF complex; nucleus. Gene Ontology annotation, molecular function: RNA polymerase II general transcription initiation factor activity; DNA binding; TFIIF-class transcription factor complex binding. The record is from RefSeq and is a predicted model, not a curated record.